CAGAAUUACAGGCUCAAAAUGAAUAUCUAAGGAAUCAAUUGUUAAAAUACCCAGAAAAUCGCAACAGAAACGUGAAUGAUUACUUAUCUUCAAGUAUUAGUCAAUUAACUACUGAUGUCACUACUUUAAAAGCUAAGCUGAAAGAGAUGGAACAAUUGAAAAAUUCUAUGGAUGAAAGCUGCAAAGAGGCUGUUCAAGAAUAUCAUUUCAUAGUAGUGAAACAACUUACUGAUUUAAAACAACAGUUGGACGAGUCUCGAUUGAGAAACGAGGCUCUGGACCAUACUGUAGCUGUAAUAGCUAAAAAGUUGGAACAAAUCAGCAAUGGUAAGGUAAGAAGUAGAACCUUUAUUUGUAAAAUGAGAACUGUAAGAUAUAUUUUGAAGGAUGAGCAAAGUAAAGCAGUGGAACAACAAUGGUUAGAUAAAAUAAAGAUGAUAUGUGAACGAUUUGAUUCAUUUACAAAAGAGAAGAAUAAAGAAUUACAACUAAAACAGGAUUUACUUGAAAAAAGAGAUAUAGAAUCAUCAAAAAAGGAUGCAGGAAGGAAGGAAGAAAUUGAAUUACUGACUAAUAAAAUACAAAAUUUAGAAAUGAAAUUAGAAAUGAAGUUUAGAGAUGAAGAUAAAUCACAGAAAAUGAUAGUUGAACAAUAUACAAUGAUGAAAGGAGAAUUAAAUAAAAUGAGAAUCGAAAUGGAUCAUGAAACUCAGAAACAAAAUCAAAAUUUAAUGUCUGAAGUUUCUACUUUGAAAAAGGCUGUUGUAAAACUAGAAAAAUCGAAGGAGAGACUCGAGUACGAUUAUGAAAAGAAACUGUCGCAUAUCAUCAAGAACAAAGAUAUGGAAAUAAAAGCCUUGCAUUUACAACUGCAAAAACAAAAAAAUGAAUUGUACACAUCUCUGAGUAUAAAGAAGCAAAAUGAAGUGGAUAAUAUAGUUUCUAUAUUAGAGGAGCGAUAUAAAACGCUUUUGGCAGAAACAGAAGCAAUGUCAGAAUCUAAAAUUCAGGAGUAUCUUAUGAGAAUAGCUAUUCUUGAAGAUCAAGUACUUAAUAUGAAGAAAUUUGAGUCGAGCUUAUAGCGUAGUGAUUUCGUAAUAGUUUAUAGUAGAAUAUAAUUAUAUAAUUGUAAAUUAUAUAUAUGUUUGUUCUUAAUAAAGGGUACAAGAAAC
Bombus impatiens (common eastern bumble bee) is the source of this 1172-nucleotide messenger RNA. RefSeq names its product ribonuclease Y. The record is from RefSeq and is a predicted model, not a curated record. NCBI's taxonomy places the organism in Eukaryota, Metazoa, Arthropoda, Insecta, Hymenoptera, Apidae. The coding region runs from base 147 to 1082 and encodes 311 amino acids. The transcript has 5 exons.